Echinops telfairi (small Madagascar hedgehog) is the source of this 3909-nucleotide messenger RNA. RefSeq names its product neural cell adhesion molecule 1 (gene NCAM1). Gene Ontology annotation, biological process: cell adhesion. The coding region runs from base 1 to 3414 and encodes 1137 amino acids. Gene Ontology annotation, molecular function: protein binding. The transcript has 20 exons. Gene Ontology annotation, cellular component: membrane. Lineage: Eukaryota; Metazoa; Chordata; Mammalia; Afrosoricida; Tenrecidae. The record is from RefSeq and is a predicted model, not a curated record.
AUGGUCCCUCCCCGAGAGUCCUGCUGUUCAGUGGCUUGUACUGAGCUCCGGCUGACCUCCCCAGGGCUGGGGGUGGGGGUGCGAGGACUUUGUCUUUUUCCCUUCCCGGGCCUGAGACGAGUCUCUGCCUCUGCAGUGGCAGGCGAUGCCAAAGAUAAAGACAUCUCCUGGUUCUCCCCCAAUGGAGAAAAACUCACCCCGAACCAGCAGCGGAUCUCUGUGGUGUGGAACGAUGAUUCCUCCUCCACGCUCACCAUCUACAACGCCAACAUCGAUGACGCCGGCAUCUACAAGUGCGUGGUCACCGGCGAGGACGGCGGCGAGUCUGAGGCCACGGUCAACGUGAAGAUCUUCCAGAAGCUCAUGUUCAAGAAUGCACCAACCCCGCAGGAGUUCCGGGAGGGGGAGGACGCGGUGAUCGUGUGCGACGUGGUCAGCUCCCUCCCCCCGACCAUCAUCUGGAAGCACAAAGGCCGAGAUGUCAUCCUGAAAAAAGAUGUCCGCUUCAUAGUCCUGUCCAACAACUACCUGCAGAUCCGAGGCAUCAAGAAAACGGAUGAGGGCAUUUAUCGCUGUGAGGGCAGAAUCCUGGCACGGGGGGAGAUCAACUUCAAGGAUAUUCAAGUCAUCGUGAAUGUGCCGCCCACUGUGCAGGCCAGGCAAAGCGUAGUGAACGCCACUGCCAACCUCAGCCAGUCCGUCACCCUGGUGUGCGACGCCGAGGGCUUCCCAGAGCCCACUAUGAGCUGGACAAAGGAUGGGGAACAGAUCGAGGAGGAAGAGGACGAGAAGUACUUCUUCAGCGACGACAGCUCUGAGUUGACCAUCAGGGAGGUGGUUAAGGACGAUGAGGCCGAGUAUGUCUGCAUCGCUGAGAACAAGGCCGGCGAGCAGGAUGCAGCCGUCCACCUCAAGGUCUUCGCAAAACCCAAAAUCACGUACGUGGAGAACCAGACUGCCAUGGAGCUGGAGGAGCAAGUCACUCUGACCUGUGAAGCCUCGGGGGACCCCAUCCCUUCCAUCACCUGGAGAACCUCCACCCGAAACAUCAGCAGUGAAGAAAAGGCCUCGUGGACUCGACCAGAGAAGCAAGAGACCCUGGACGGGCACAUGGUGGUGCGCAGCCAUGCCCGCGUGUCAUCCCUGACCCUGAAGAGCAUCCAGUACACGGACGCUGGGGAGUACAUCUGCACUGCCAGCAACACCAUCGGCCACGACUCUCAGGCCAUGUACCUGGAAGUGCAAUAUGCCCCCAAGCUGCAAGGCCCCGUGGCGGUGUACACAUGGGAGGGAAACCAGGUGAACAUCACCUGCGAGGUGUUUGCCUAUCCCAGCGCCACCAUCUCAUGGUUCAGAGACGGUCAGCUGCUGCCAAGCUCCAACUACAGCAAUAUCAAGAUCUACAACACGCCCUCAGCCAGCUACCUGGAGGUCACCCCAGACUCGGAAAACGACUUUGGAAACUACAAUUGCUCUGCCGUGAACCGCAUCGGGCAGGAGUCCUUGGAAUUCAUCCUGGUUCAAGCAGACACCCCGUCCUCCCCGUCCAUCGACCAGGUGGAGCCGUACUCUAGCACGGCCCAGGUGCAGUUUGAUGAGCCGGAGGCCACAGGUGGAGUGCCCAUCCUCAAGUACAAGGCUGAAUGGAGAGCCAUGGGCGAGGAAGUCUGGCAUUCCAAGUGGUAUGAUGCCAAAGAAGCCAACAUGGAGGGCAUCGUCACCAUCAUGGGCCUGAAGCCAGAGACCACGUAUGCCGUGCGCUUGGCAGCCCUCAACGGCAAGGGGCUGGGCGAGAUCAGCGUGGCCUCCGAGUUCAAGACGCAGCCAGUCCACAGCCCUCCACAAGGGGAACCCAGUGCACCCAAGCUGGAAGGACAGAUGGGAGAGGAUGGAAAUUCUAUUAAGGUGAACCUGAUCAAGCAGGAUGACGGCGGUUCCCCCAUCAGACACUACCUGGUCAAGUACCGCUCGAAGCUCUCCUCCGACUGGAAACCAGAGAUCAGGCUCCCCUCCGGCAGUGACCACGUCAUGCUCAAGUCCCUGGACUGGAAUGCCGAGUAUGAGGUCUCCGUGGUGGCCGAAAACCAGCAGGGGAAAUCCAAGGCUGCCCAUUUUGUGUUCAGGACCUCAGCCCAGCCCACUGCCAUCCCAGCCAACGGGAGCCCUACCGCCGGCCUGAGCACCGGGGCCAUCGUGGGCAUCCUGAUUGUCAUCUUCGUCCUGCUCUCGGUGGUUGUGGACGUCACCUGCUACUUCCUCAACAAGUGUGGCCUGUUCAUGUGCAUCGCCGUCAACCUGUGCGGGAAAGCCGGGCCUGGGGCCAAGGGCAAGGACAUGGAGGAGGGCAAAGCUGCCUUCUCGAAAGAUGAGUCCAAGGAGCCCAUUGUGGAGGUGCGGACGGAGGAGGAACGGACCCCAAACCAUGAUGGAGGGAAACACACAGAGCCUAAUGAGACCACGCCCCUGACGGAGCCUGAGCUGCCUGCUGACACCACAGCCACUGUGGAAGACUUGCUGCCUUCGGCCACCACCGUCACCACUAACUCUGACACUGUCACCGAAACCUUUGCCACUGCUCAGAAUAGCCCCACCAGUGAGACCACCACCCUCACCUCCAGUAUUGCCCCCCCAACCACAGCCAUGCCGGACUCAAAUUCCGUGCCCGCUGGCCAGGCCACCCCCCUCAAGGGGCCCGCAGCCUCCUCCCCACCUCCCGCUUCUGCCCCCAAAGUCGCCCCCCUUGUUGACCUAAGUGACACCCCGGCCUCAGCCCCUGCCGCUAACAAUUUGUCUUCUAGUGUCCUGGCCAACCAAGGGGCUGUCCUCAGCCCAAGCGCCCCUGGCAGUGUGGCCGAGGCCACCAAGGCCCCUCCUGGGAGCAAGCCAGCCCCCAGCCCGGCCCCCGCCCCAACUGGGGCAGGUAGUCCCCUAGCAGCAGUGGCUGCCACUGCCACAGAAGCCCCCCAACCCAAGCAGGAGGCUCCCAGCACCAAAGGCGCGGACCCAGAGCCCACCCAGCCCGGCCGCGCGAAGAGCCCAGGGGUGGCGGCGGAGGCAGCCCUGGCUAGCCCGAAGACAGAGGCAGCCUCCGCCAGCGCCACAAACCCGUCCCAGGGCGAGGACUUUAAAAUGGACGAAGGGAACUUCAAGACCCCAGAUAUUGACCUUGCCAAGGAUGUUUUUGCCGCCCUGGGCUCUCCUGCUCCCGCUGCCGGGGCCGGUGGACAAGCCCCUGAGCUUGCCCCUUCCACCGCAGACAGCUCUGUCUCUCCUGCACCAGCAAAGACCGAGAAGGGCCCCGUAGAAGCGAAGUCGGAGAGCCAGGAGACAGAAACGAAGCCAGCGCCGCCAGCGGAGGUCAAGACGGUCCCCAACGACGCCCCACAGACAAAGGAGAGUGAGAGCAAAGCAUGAUGGGUGACAGCAGCAAGCAACGAUCAAAAUACAGAGUGACACAACUUCACCAGAGCAUUUCCAAUGUCACGCACACACACACCAAACGCGCGCGCGCACACAUCUCAUUCCUCUAGUGUCUUUUGCCUUUUAAAAAUAAUAACUAAACAGAUAAACACAGAAUCUCCUUUCUGCGGAUUGACAGAGAGGGUCCCUUUACCACGCACUCACUUGUAAGAAAACAAGCGAGAAAAUUACACCCACAGCUAAACUAGGACACUUCGUUCCCUGAGACUGUUUAGAAACCCAGCAAAAAGGACCCCAAAUUAAGAAUCCAUGUAGGUCCACGAGGACCACUCUUGGUCUCACCCCAAUUGGCCGACAGACCCGUUUCAGAGAGAGCAGCGACCGGGCUCGAAGACAGACCGAGAUGAACCAAGUCCGCAGUUUAUUUUUCUACUUUCCGCCGAGUUCGAACUCUGUAAAAGCUCAUAAAUAAGGUACCAUUUCUGCCCA